AUGGUCGGCCUUCUCCUCUUCGCUCUCGUUGCGUUUGCAACGCUUCCAGCAACUCUCGGUCUUGUCGCGCCUCCUCUCGAUCUCGGUCUUGCUUCUGGUCUUGCUGUGGACGUCUUGAACAAUGCCACCACGACAACCACCCUCUCGGUCUCCUUCUCGGUUCUCUCGGUCUCUUCUUUCGGCUCUCCUCCUCUUGCAACGACCAGCGCUGCUCAGACAAGCCUGCCAUCGGUCACAAUGCCUGUUCUUACCUCCACAACCACCCCACCAUGGACAACAGCCACUGGUUCGUCUUCUCUCCCGGUCGAAACCUUGCAGAUGGUCACACUCCUCGAAAUCCCGGUCCCGAUUGCUCCAAUCGUCAUCAACCUGACCGACAACGCCUCCAAGAUCACUCUGACAGUCACAUCCACGGCUCUGUCGACCGCUACACUUCCUCCUUCUCCUCCAACACCCUCUUCUGCUCCUGCUGCUUCUCAGAGCAAGGCUCUCUCGAAAGGGGCAAUCAUCUCCACCGUCUUUGCCUGCGUCCUGGCCUGCUGGUUCCUGUUCUGCGUCGCCGUGCUGCUGCGCCUGCGCCAAGAGCAACGCCAAAAGGACCGCCAACAACGUACUCAACGCGGCAGCCCAGAGGGGCUUGACAGUGUCAUCCACCACUACCACCAUCACCGCCACCAUGACAACGACGACUUUGAUGGGCACCUCGACCACAGCAUGCAGACUCUCUCUGUCUCUGCUUCGCCUCCCUCUCCGGUCCUCCACAGCACGCCGGCAGACGCUCCAACACCGACGCCCUUGCCCGGUGUCCGGCUCCGUCCCCAUGCAGAAGUAGACGUCCAGGCCGCUCCUAUCACUCCGCCUCGCGACAUGCCUGCGCCCGGCCUCUUUCACACUCCGACGCCUGCUCCUGCCUCUCCUGUCGCUGCUGCUUCGCCUACCGCUCCUGCUCCAGCAGAACUUCGUCGAAUGAUCUCUCGCGACGACUUCGAGCUCUGGGCACGAGGCGUGAACAUUGCGCCCGUGCGGGACGACUACCGCAGCGAGCUGAGCUUUGUCUCCCGCGCCGUGAGCCGGAGACGCUCGGUCUGA
Exophiala xenobiotica is the source of this 1089-nucleotide messenger RNA. RefSeq lists its product as uncharacterized. NCBI's taxonomy places the organism in Eukaryota, Fungi, Ascomycota, Eurotiomycetes, Chaetothyriales, Herpotrichiellaceae. The transcript has a single exon. Bases 1 to 1089 code for a protein of 362 amino acids. The record is from RefSeq and is a predicted model, not a curated record.